Acanthosepion pharaonis is the source of this 1425-nucleotide messenger RNA. The record is from the annotation of a GenBank genome assembly. NCBI's taxonomy places the organism in Eukaryota, Metazoa, Mollusca, Cephalopoda, Sepiida, Sepiidae.
AUGAUGGAAAAAAUAGUAAAAAGGACUCAGAUACGAAAAAGCCGCCGGCAUCGAGAGGCGAAUGCUAUCUGCGCUGAAAAUUCAAAAUUUUAUUUGACUCCCUUUUUUUUUAUUUUAUAUUCUUUCCGCUUCCUAUGUUUGUUCUCCUUUCUUUGCUUCCUCGCGCCAUCUUUCUCUUCAUUUCUUGGCCUUUUCUUUCGAAUUCAUUUGAUUUAUUUUAAUUCUCCUUCGCUUCUUUCUUUCCUUCUACUUUAUCACUUCACAAGUCAUUAUCUUUCAUUAUCAUUCACUUCACUAAUUUUUGUUUUUCUUGCCCUCUCUCGUUCCCUCUCUCUCUCUCUCUCUCUCUCUCUCUCUCUCCUUCCACAAACACACAAACGCACUUAUAUACACGCUCAUAUAUAUGCAAAAUACCAUAAAUAUACAUAUUUUUUUUCAAUUAAUCUUAUAACCUUUUCUUUUUUAACUACUCUUUUCCUUCCUCUCUCCCUCGUAUUCAUCCCUCCCCUCCCCUCUCUCUCCCCCUCUCUCUCUCCUCACCUUACUUCUCAUAUUAGUUUUUCUUCAUUUCCUACUCUUUACUUGGGCUUCUCCUUCCUCUUCAAUCUCCCUCCCAUCGUCACUUGUUUCCAUCUCCUCUCCCUCCUCCGUCUUCUUCUUUUCUUCCUCCUCCUCCUCCGUCUUCUUCUUUUCUUCCUCCUCCUCCUCCGUCUUCUUCUUCUGUUCCUCCUCCAUCGUCGUCGUCUCCUCCGCCAUUCUUCUUCUUCUUCUUCUUCUUUUUCUUCUCUUCUUCCAUUCAUCUUCUUCUUCUCCUCCUCCUCCUCCUCCUCUUUCCCUUCAUCUUCCUCUUUUCCUCAUCAACCUCUUCCUUUUCAUCAUCAUCAUCAUCAUCUCUUCUUCCUUUUCUUCUCCCUUCCCUUCUUUUUAUCUUCCCCUUCUCUCUCCUCUUCUCCUUCUCCCCUACUCUUUCUCCUCUUCUUUUUCUUCUCUUUCUCCUCCUCUUCUUCGUCGUCGUCUUCUACUUCUUCUCUUCCUUCUCCCCUUCUUCUUAUUCUUUCACCUUCUUCUUCUUCUUCUUCUUCUUCUUCUUCUUCUUCUUCUUCUUCUUCUUCUGUCGUCGUCGUCUUCUCUUCCUCCUCUUUCUUCUCUUCUUCUUCUUCUUCUCAUCCUCCUCUUUCCCUUCAUCUUCCUCUUUUCCUCAUCCACCCCUUCCUUUUCUCCUCCACUUCUCUCUCCUUCUCUCCUCCUCUUCUUUUUCUUCUUUUCCCCCUCCUCUUCGUCGUCGUUGUCUUCUACUUCUUCUCUUCCUUCUCCCAUUCUUCUUCUUCUCUUUCACCUUCUUCUUCUUCUCCUCCUCCUCCCCUUGUUCUUCUUAUUCUUCCCCCUCGCCUUCUUCUUCCAUAUGCUAUCCUUUGUAUCUAUUAA